CAGGGACACCAGAUCUGCGUGGCCCGCACUUUCUUUCACUCAGCUCGCUCAUUACUCUCAAUCAAAGAUCUCGGCGCAUUGGAACGGGCGAAUGACUUGCUCAACCCUUCUACUGUAGCUAUAGGGCCAGAAACUUUCACAACAUGCAAGACGUAUCGCCCGAACCUCAUUUCGGAGCAAUAGAAGGAUGAAUAUCCCGAAAUUGUCCCUAGCUCGUUUCAGGCCCGGUCCGGUGCUCCAUAUGUCACAUGUAGCGGCUUGUCGGUCCUAUAUAAUAAUAAGAUGGAGGGAGGGGUCCUGUCUUCUGUCCGAGGCAGGUGGCACACCCUUGACACAUGAUGAACGCCCUGACUCUCCUGACACUGCUCUUACCGACUGUACUAGGAUGGGACUAUACCGUUGAGUUGACCGUGGAUCGCUCGACAAAGUACCAGGUGGUCGAUGGUUGGGGUUGUUCCGAAGCUUUUCAACGAGCCACAGACGUUCUAGGUCGGUAUGGUCUCUCACCCCAAAACCAGAGUUAUGUGCUUGAUCUGCUAUUCGACGUCGAGAAGGGAGCUGGAUUCACCAUCCUGCGUAAUGGUAUUGGAUCAAGUAACAGCUCCAAAGGGAAUCUGAUGAAUUCCAUCGAACCGUACGCUCCCGCUGGACCGAAUGCUACCCCCAACUAUACCUGGGAUCACUAUAGCAGUGGGCAAUUCCCUCUCUCGCAAGAUGCUCGAGCUCGUGGUCUACCUUACAUAUAUGCCGAUGCGUGGUCUGCCCCCGGAUUCAUGAAGACGAAUGACGAUGAGAAUAACGGAGGUUAUCUCUGCGGAGUCGAAGGCACCCAUUGCUCCACGGGCGAUUGGAAACAGGCCUAUGCGAAUUACUUGAUCCAGUUUUGGAAGUACUGGAACGACGCCGGAGUACCCAUCACUCACCUUGGGUUCUUGAACGAACCUUCUUUCGCACCUGAUUACGCCAGUAUGCAAUCCAACGGGACACAAGCCGCCGACUUUAUUCGAGUUUUGGGUAAAACAAUCCAGAAGGAGAACAUUGAUGUCGAGAUCGUCUGCUGCGAUGAUUAUGGAUGGGAACAACAAGAAGCCUUGAUGGCCGGCCUAGCAGCUCCAGAUGAAAAUGGAAACAGUGGCGAGAGCUACUUGUCAGUCAUUUCUGGGCAUGGAUAUGCUUCUCCUCCCGAUUUCCAACUCAGCACGUCGUUGAGAGUAUGGGAGACAGAAUGGGCAGAUUUGACGGGCGAUUACACUCCUUAUGAAUUUUGGAACCAUAGUGGACCGGGCGAAGGUCUUACAUGGGCAUCAAGGAUCCAAGUGGCUCGGCUUUGAUCAACCUGCACGGUGACGAGGUCGUGCCGAGUAAACGAUUUGUGACUGGAUUCGAGA
Messenger RNA from Kockovaella imperatae, 1388 nucleotides. Its product is annotated as glycoside hydrolase superfamily. Lineage: Eukaryota; Fungi; Basidiomycota; Tremellomycetes; Tremellales; Cuniculitremaceae. The transcript has 3 exons. The coding region runs from base 336 to 1331 and encodes 331 amino acids. The record is from RefSeq and is a predicted model, not a curated record. Gene Ontology annotation, biological process: sphingolipid metabolic process. Gene Ontology annotation, molecular function: glucosylceramidase activity.